Messenger RNA from Effrenium voratum, 2331 nucleotides. The record is from the annotation of a GenBank genome assembly. Lineage: Eukaryota; Dinophyceae; Suessiales; Symbiodiniaceae.
AUGUUCGAGCCCGAAGAGCCAGAGAGCUACAAUGAGAACAAGAUGUGGUAUGCGCAGUUAGUAGGUCCUGAGCUGUCAGAUUAUGGCCCUGGAAAAUGGCGAGCGGCGAUCCCAUCUUCCAGCGGUGUCGUGGUUUGUCCGCCCUGGAAUGCGAGCCACGUGCUGCUCAUCGAUCCACGAGAUUCCGCCCAGAUACAAGUGGAUCUCAUAGGUGAAGAUCUCGGGCCCAGCAAAGGCAAGUGGAGGUCUGGUGUUCUCGGUGUAGACGGCAACAUUUACUGUCCUCCAUGGUUUGCAUCACACGUGCUUCAAAUAGAUCCAAUUGAUGGCACCACAGCACUCAUCGGGCCGAAGUUUCCGGCGGAUGAGAUGGGAAAGGAAGGCGACAGCAUUGGGCUGGGAGAUGGAGAGUUGGACGAUGAGAAUUGGGGCAAAUGGAUGGACGGUGUCUUGGCGCCGGAUGGUUGUUUGUACUGCCAACCGUGGUGUUUCAAUCGCGUGCUGCGCAUCGACACUCGAAACGGGGCAGUAGAGCUCAUUGGCCCCGACUUGGGCUGGGCGCCGGACAAAUACCGAGCAGCAAUUGUCGCCACGGACGGGGCCAUUUACUGUCCACCGUUCAACGCCAAGCGCGUGCUCAGAAUCGACAUGGCCAGUGGAUCAGUCAGCUUCAUGGGUUCGCGCCUCAGAUGGAGUCCGCGAAUGCGGCCCUCACAGCUCAACAGGAGGCUUGAGGGCUUCGACAAGACCGCAGAGCCGCUGCUAAUUCAGGGCGCAUUGGGUGAUUUGACUUCCGCUUCCCGGUCCGAAUUUGCAGAGGCGUUCCGUGAGGAACGUGUGACGCUGACGAGGAGGCUGGAGUACCAGUCGCAAACGGGCCAGAAGGCGGAGGCAGAGGCCACGACCUUUGGCGCGUGGGCCGAAGAGCUGGCGUUAGAAGCGUCCGUUCCUUUCGUGUUCCAGUUCGCGGACCAGAACUUGCGGCAGCGGAUCGAGUCGGUCUAUGGGAUUCCGCGGCUCUUGCAGAACUCAUCGCAGAGAGUCUUCGUCAGUGCGGGCAAGGUGUCCAAGGGCAUUGCGCUGCACCAGCACGUCCGGACCUGGGUAUUGGUCUUGGCGGGCCGCAAAACUUGGUACGUGGCACCGCCGCAGCCAUUGGAAAUCCCAGCAUAUCGGCACGCCAGUGAGCAUGACUUGUUGGCAGCUGGACUGAAGCGCUGCACUCAAAAUCCCGGGGAGGUGGUGUUUUUGCCCAAAGGCUGGUGGCACUCCACGUUCCAACAGGAGAACUGGACGCUGGCCAUCGGAGGCCAAGGCCAGUCCAUAGGGACGAACGUGAUCCCGUCGGACCUGAGGUCCUUGUCGAAGAAGCAGUUCAGAGCUCUUAGAGAAGAAACCAUUUCUAAUGGGCACCGCAGCACCAUGGAGCUGCUGCUGAAGUCGAAAGGAGUCAACUCCAAGGGAUGGACCAUGGUGCAUGACGCCGUGGACCAGGGGCAGCUGCCCAUGCUGCAGCUGCUGAAGGAGAAGGGACUGGACAUGGAUGCAACUGAUGUGGAAGGCCCAGACUACGGCCAGAGGCGUGGGAAGUGGUGGACCGGCGGAAUGAGCUUGGUCAACACCAUUAUUUGUCCACCACAUUCUGCUGGUCAGGUGCUGCAGAUCGACCUCUUCCGCCAAGCCUGCGCGCUGGUCGGCCGAGAUUUCGGCGAAGAUGAGGCGAAGUACCGUGCUGUGGUGCAGAGUAACGAUGGCUGCUUCUACAGCCCACCUUGCAACGCCCCGCAGGUGCUUUGCAUUGACCCCGUCACGCCAGAUGCAGAUUUCAUAGGUCCCGAUUUCUGUGCAGGUGGAUUCAAGUGGGUCACAGCAGGCUUGGGAGAAGAUGGCUGCGUCUACAGUCCCCCAUGGCUGGCGCACAAGGCACUUCGCAUUGAUGUGCCUAAUCGCUGGGCAAGACAAAUAGGCAAGAAUCAGGGUUGGGGUGGAGGCAAAUGGGAAGUCAUGUGUGCUCAUGAGGACGGAUUCUUUUACUGCCCUCCUCUUUGCGCCACUGACACACUCUGUCUUGACUCAGUGCUGGCCACAACAGAGUUGCUGGCGCCCGAUCUCGGGAAGACUUCGAAGAAGUGGCGUUGUGCGGCCAGAUCCUGUCACGGAGACCUAUUUUGCCCUCCCUUCGGCCAUGAGCAGGUGCUGAGGCUCACCUUCAAGAGUUUGCAGUUGGAAAGCCGCGGGACCUCAAAGAAUGAGUCAAAAGACGCGCCGUCUUCCAGCAGGACCACCAAAGAUGUGCCUGCCAAUGAUCCACCAGAGACCAUUUGUGAAUGA